AGUCUGUUUGGACAGAAAUACAGAAAGCAUUACGACAGUCACAUUUUCUUUUGUAAAAACCCUACAGAUACCAUUCACACAGAAAGGACAGCAUUUCUAGCAGUGGGCACUUGAAGUAUGUGUCUGCUGUAAUACAGGAAUUUUCGCUGGGGAGGCACAUUGGCUCGCUUCCCUCACACUUCCAAGGUUAAACAAGACUGAAACCAACAACUUUGAGAAAACAUGGGAGACACAUUAAACCAAAAUGCAACUGCAAACUCUUUCGUGCGUCCUCAGUAUUUUUUCAUCACUGGUUUUUCUAACAUACCUCAUGCUCAGUACUACUUCAUAUUCUUGUGUUUGGUUUAUGUGGUCACUGUCUUGGGGAACUCCUGUGUCACACUCAUUAUUUAUGUAGACCGUUCUCUUCACACCCCAAAAUAUAUGGCUAUUUUUACAUUAGCUGUAGCUGACUUGGGAGAGAGUACUGCUGUUCUUCCCAAUGUGAUUAAUGUCUGUCUUUUAAAUAUACAUCAAAUAACAUAUGAGGCCUGUGUGUCUAACAUGUUUUUUAUAUAUUUUUUUAGUUCAGUGCAAUCUGUCAUGCUUACUGUUCUGGCAUAUGACAGGUUUGUAGCAAUUUGCUUCCCACUGAGAUACCACAGCAUUGUCACAAACACAACAAUGGGCAUUAUUCUCACUGUGGGAUGCAUAUUUAAUGUUGUGUUUGUAAUGAGUGCAGUGCUAUUGGUUACUAGGCUGUCUUUCUGUAAAUCCAUAGUGAUUGACAGCUAUUUCUGUGACCAUGGGCCUCUAUACAGAAUGGCUUGCAAUGAUAACCUGCCGAAUUAUACAAUGGCAAAAUUAUUCACAAUAUUAUAUUUUCUUCUACCAUUGUCUCUGAUUUGUUUAUCUUAUGUAUGUAUUUUGUUGGCGCUGUUUAAAAUUGCAUCAUGGGAAGGACGUCUAAAAGCCUUAAAGACCUGUUUUUCCCACCUAAUAUUAGUAUCAGCAUAUUAUUUUCCAAUAUUGGGCAUUUACAUAGGUGCAAUGGCCGGUUCUGUCCACCGCAAUGCAAGGAUCAUUAAUAUAUCGCUUUCAUAUGCCAUUCCUGCCAUGCUGAACCCCAUUGUGUAUUCUCUGAAUACUGCGGAGAUCAAGGACUUUGUAAAAAGAAGUUUCAGAAGAAAAAAAUACAAAAACACAGUAACUGGAACAAAUAAUUAGUCAACUGACUGGUUUUAGAUAUUAAUAAAUCUAUAUAUCAUUAAUAACUGUCUUGGCUUACUUUUUUUCUAGAUUUUUGUCAUACAUUAUUAACAAUUUCUGUAAAGGUGGCUUUUAGUAAGAGAUUUCUAAAU
Molecule: messenger RNA, 1340 nt
Organism: Brienomyrus brachyistius
Lineage: Eukaryota; Metazoa; Chordata; Actinopteri; Osteoglossiformes; Mormyridae
Product: olfactory receptor 1-like
Exons: 4
Coding region: 223-1206 (327 amino acids)
Biological process (GO): G protein-coupled receptor signaling pathway
Cellular component (GO): membrane
Molecular function (GO): olfactory receptor activity; G protein-coupled receptor activity
Source: RefSeq, a predicted model, not a curated record